CUUUGUUGUAGAUUCCUUGUAGGUUUCCUGCAGAUUUUUGCCUAAGUGUUGCAAUGGAACCGAGCUGGAGUACCUUUUUAUUCCAACAGGCUAAUGAGGCUCUGCAUCACCAGCACCAAGUAGCCGGCAACAGCCUCUUGCCGUUGCUCAGUUCUGGAACAGAGCCACCUGAUCAGAAACCUGUGCUGCCCAUUCCCUUGGACCAGAAACCCCCCGUCAGUGCUGCAGAACUUCUUAAAGACAAUGUGGCCAGUGGGACAGGGGGAGGAGGGCCUCUAGUCACUGUGGUCAAAAAGGAGCCCAAAUCAAAGACGCCUUUCAUUUGCGGCUACUGCAACAAGGCUUUCCGGGACAGCUACCACCUCCGGCGGCACGAGUCCUGCCACACCGGCAUUAAGAUGGUUUCACGGCCUAAGAAGAUGCAAACGGCUCCCACCAUGGUCCCGCUCAUAUCCACCGUGCCACGUGAGAACAGCGGGAACCCUUCAUACAUCACAACUGUAGCUGGUAUCCUGACUACAGCUACUACGUCCACAUCCACAGGCACCAGCAUCAUGACCCCAAUGCAACACCAACACCAACACCAACAACACCAACAACACCAACAGCAGCAGCAGCAGCAGCAACAACAACAGCAGCAGCAGCAGCAGCAGCAGCAGCAACAACAACAGCAGCAGCAGCAGCAGCAGCAUCAGCAGCAGCAGCAGAGCAUCCCUAAGAAGACCCCCAAACCGGUUAAAAAGAAUCACGGUUGCGACAUGUGCGGCAAGGCCUUCAGAGACGUGUACCACCUCAACCGCCACAAGCUGUCGCACUCGGACGAAAAGCCGUUUGAGUGUCCCAUCUGCCAGCAGAGGUUCAAGAGGAAGGAUCGCAUGACCUAUCACGUCCGCUCCCAUGACGGCGGAGUUCACAAGCCUUACAUCUGCUCCGUCUGUGGGAAGGGCUUCUCAAGACCUGAUCAUCUAAGCUGUCACGUCAAGCACGUCCAUUCCUCAGAGAGGCCCUUUAAGUGCCAAGUAACGGCUUGUACCUCUGCAUUUGCGACCAAAGACCGCCUGCGCUCCCACAUGAUCAGGCACGAAGGCAAAGUGACCUGCAACAUCUGCGGCAAAAUGUUAAGCGCUGCCUACAUCACGAGUCACCUCAAGACGCACGGCCAGGCCAGCUUCAGCAACCCGUGUAACAACAAAGGCAUAAGUGACUGGCAGUGGAACCACUCAGGGCCACGAAAAGGUGAGUUGACUGUAGGAGAGAUUUUAAAUAACUCCUUCCAAGUCCUAAUUGACAACUCUCACAGAGAUGCCAACAACGUGCACAACAACUCGGCGAGUACGACGGCGGUCACGAAUUCUGCGGCCAUCACCUCGGCUUUGAACCGCGGAGGCAUCGUCAGCAACCCAAUCACCAUCGCCGCUCAGAUGAACAUCGCCACCAGCACGGUGAACAUCACGUCACAGAUGAACCUGCAGCACCCCGUCACCAUCACCGGCCCCAUGAACCUGGCCUCCGUCAACAUCCCGACGACAGCACACAUGAAUCUGGCCCACCCCGUGGCCAUCACCACUCCCAUGUCCAUGAAUAUCACCGGGCCCCUCAACAUCGCCAUGAGGCCCAUGGAUAGCAUGCCUUUUCUAUCCCAAGUCCUGCCUUCCUCCCCUCCGUGGUAGAGCGUCUUCUUUUUUUUUAGCUUAUGUAAGCACUGAUAAUGUUUUAACUGCCAAAUAAUGGACGAGCCCGUCAAAUCAGUCCUUUUGACAAGUUCAAAAGUGAAUGCAGUACAAACUCGUAUAUGGUAACCAAUGAUUGCUAUUUGCAGGGGUGACAUAUUCUUAAUUUUAUUUGAACAUUCAUAUAUUCUUAAUCAUACUGGAAAAAAUAAUUUAGUGACAGUCAGAAAAUUACCAUAUGAAAUAAAGUACGCUGCCUUCCACAAGUGCAUUCUACGGGUAGGCAAACUUACACCCCUUAUCUAUCCUAGUAUUUUCUUUUUCAUUCAUUUUUCUUUUAGAUUUUGUAAUAUAGGACAAUUCUAGAUAUUUUAUCCAAGUGAGCGUCUGUUUGGGCUACCCAUUAAAUGUAUUACCUGUCACAUUAAGAUACUUCAUCACAUUGAUGCAAACAUACUGUAAAUCAGGUUAACCAUAAAGAAGUCUAGCUCAUGGAUCUGCUACAUUGGUCUUUACAGUAAAAUGGAAACAUUUCUGACAGAUCCAGUUCUUAUCCUCUCAAAUGAUUUGUUAUAAAGCUCCACCCCGCUCUACGGUGUAACUCACCCGGGUCGGAUUUCUAGCGGCCAUUCCUGUUUCAAACAUCAAAAUAGAAACUGGUUUGAUAAAAAAAUCUACGUUGUUUACUUCUUUUUCUUAUAGAGGUUUGAACUCACUGUCUGUUCAAAGAUAGUUUUGAGUGCCAGAUAAGUGUGGCCUCAUCUAUUUCGCCUGAUGGAGUCCAAAAAGUCUAGAAAAUGAUCCUAAAGAUCAGAUUAACAAGUGAAACUAUUUGGAAGAAUAAUGAACUCUCUUGUCCGAUCAUUUGUAUUUGUUUCCUCUACUGCCCGAAUAACCCGAAACAUGUCACCAGCCAUGGAACACUUAACGGACAGAUGUUUUUGGAAAUGUUUCCGCAGAUAUUCUGUGGAAAUAAUGACCCUUUUAUGCCAAAGAUUUUCUAAGUAGUUUCUCCCUAAAUGCUAUAUUUUAAAGGAAUAGGGGAAAACUGUAAAACACAAUUGAACCCUCGCAUAACUCUCCUUUAUGAUGAAAUGGUCGCCCAAUGCGUGGCAGUCUGAUCUCUAAUUGAAUUUCUUUGCGUUAACGGUUACAUGAACAGGUUUUAUUACACUACCAAAAGACUUCCUUUGACUUGACUUUCAAAUUAUUGGGCAGUUAUUACAAUGUCAGCUGCUAUGUUUCCACCCAUAUUUGUUUUUAUUUAUCCAUUGCCUACUCCUUUUUUCAAACUCGGGUAGUAGGUUUUACUAUUACAGAUAGUUGAGGGCGAGCUAACUGCAGCAGUGUUGGCAUUAAACACAUUAUAUGCUGUGGAGAUGCACGCCCUUAGAGUUCUCUCACUUUUAUUUAACCGCUGAAGGACGGUGUUGAUCUCGUAAAAGUGACCGACAAUUUUUUCUCCAACUGGGCAUCUGACUUUGAACAUGGGUGACACUUUACCCUCCUUUUUAGGCUUUGUUUUAAAGCUCCUUAAAGCUGAAGUGUAUCGGAGUUGUUCUUAAAUGCUUCCUCUUCAGGCAGAUUUAGUUUGUUUCCGUUGUUAUUUUAGUGGACUUAUCAGUAUUUGAUAGUUUAUGUAUUUUAAAGAAAAACAAAGCUUCCAUUUCAGGGGAGGGUGAAUGAUCAUGGGGGUUUAGUCGACGGUUCAGAGGCUGUUUUUUUAGAUCCAUCAACUAUCCCCUCCCCACCAUGUUUAUGUUUUUUAAAUGGCUGGAAACCAGUCAGUGGUCACUGCUGGAUACUCUACACUAGUGACAUCUGUUUAGGAAUUUUCUGUAUGUAUUUAUAUCAGGACGUCACAGUUUGAAGGUACAACAAAGAGGAAAUGUCUUGUACUCAAAGCGUGUCCCCUACCGUUUGCCCUUUAAAAUGGCAGUAUUAUCACAGGUCAACAUUUUUUACAUUUGAAUUGAUUUUUUUUUUUCAACUGUAGAGGUCAAGAAAGCUAUCCAAGUGGCUCUGUAUAAGGAAAGCAGUCCCAAAGUUAACUCCUAUGUUCACUAAUAUUGUUUACUUCAGCAGGUUUUAGGAUCCCAUCACUGUCAGUCCAACUCAGGAAGGUUACUGAGAAUAGUCUUUAAAGAAAAAAAACAUCUACACACUGGCCGUUUCUUUGUAAAUAUGAAACACUAUUUUAUUGCCUUUUUGACCUGUGGGAGAGGGAGCUUCUCUACUUGCCACAGGCUAGCAAUGCAAGAACUACAUCACUGAUGUGGCCGUCCAUCCGAGGGGAGACGUGAGCAGCAGCAGCUAAAGGAUAAGGCUGGUGUUCUCCAUCAUCAAAUCCAUUGAAGGUUUACCAUAGGAACAAGAAUUAUCAGUGCAGCUAUGGCCUCUUCAUUUACAUUUACACUGAGCUUAUGCCCUUCAGAUUGUUCAAAUCACUCCUUGAAACUGUCACUGUUAUUAGCGGGGUAAAAAACAAACAAGGUUUAUGUAAUUAUUCCAAUCGAAGGAACACCUGUGGCACAGUGUUAGCAAUAUGAGGCCGUAGCUGUUAGCAGCUCAUCUCGGAUGCCUGAAGAGAAAACUCCAGCCAUAUCCUUUUUAAAGCUGAAGUUUUCUCUGUAGACCUCACUUGCAUAGCUCAGUGUGUUAUUUUAUUGUUUGUUCGGGAUUAUUGUUUUAAUCCUGGCAGUUCAUCUUCACUGGAAAGUUGAGGCUGCGAUCACAAAGGACGCUUUAUUUCCCACUUGAUAUUAAAAUGUACCUUAAAGAGCUGGAGGUCAGAAGCAGAUUAGGGUUAAUUAAUUCCACAUUCAUACAUGCUUUUCAUGUGAAGUCGUUACUGAGGAAAAGGGGUUAACGAUAUGCUACACGACCUUAUGCAAACAUGUUUAAUACCUUUUGAGAGAUAUUGUGCAGAUCAUAGCACCAAGGCUAAAAAUAUAGCAGUUAGCAUUAACACAAAUAGCAGUACACCAUGUGUUGCAUUCUUGACUCAGUUGUCUGGUCUAUUACGUCGUCAUUCCUGUUGGACCCCACAGUAGAGUGGUGCAGUAAUGUAUUUUUGUAGGUCAACCAGGAAGUUAUAAUCACAAGAGUAACCCUGACAAUUAUUUAUUUUCAAGUAAAAGUCACAUUCUAACGCAGGCUAUUAUCGACCUACGUCACGUCAACACUAAGCUAAAGACAAGACUCCUGUUCGGUGUUAUGAAGUUUAGCACACUCAUUUAGCCUUUAUUUUUAGCGACCACACUCUUAAGACAUGUACAAGCUUCUGACUGUCCGAGUGGGUUAUUUACUAAUGUGUUUAAUGUCGUAGAACAAAGAAUUCAGAUCACGUUAGCCUGUAACUUGCAGGCAUGGGUUCAGGAAAUGUGAUAGUUCAGCUAGCGAGGCUACUGAACCAGCACCUAGAGGCUCUGCUGCUGCAUUAUUCAACCUGUUUCUCACUAACUAUGCUAACUAGUUAGCUGGUCAUACCGGCCAUUAGUGAAUAUAGGAAAUGACUCAUUCUGUGCAACCACAGACAUUAUUUCAGGCAUCUAACCAAACUAACUUUGAGCCCAAGUGAGCCCAACAUGCUGAAAUGCUAACUAAUUUCCUGGUGUACGACUCAUUCCUACAGCACGAUCAAAUCCCCUUCAUGUCAGAGCAGGACGAACAUGUGUUUGGAGAUGCUCUUGUCACGGCCAAACCGCAGGGAAUAAAAUGAGAGCAUAUGAAGCCUCUAUUGUGAUCUCAGCCUCAACCGUUUCUGCACCAGGCUAAUGCCCCCUCUUCCCUGGUGUGUGGGUGAGUAGUUUGUAGAUGUGAAGCCUGUUGGUGGUUAAGCUCCUUUUUUUUCACAACAGGAACUCUGAAGCACUUGCCGCAAACUGUAGGAUGUGCACACUACAGAGGAGUGGUACUAAAAGGGGCAUUUCAAUUUGGUGGAAUGCAAUUUAUUUAAUUUCACAGCUCCUGGCUGCAUCUGCAUUUUGGCAUCCCCUCAAUUUUCUUGUAUGCAUGCCAACACUGGCCACCAAGGGAAACGCUCGUAUGUGUACUGGCAUUAUGAUCUUUAAAAAUAGUUUGCCAUCGAUAUGAUUUAUUUUAUUUUUUACAAUGUUGCAUGUGGACGACGGAGCUUGUCCAGUGUAGGUUUGAGUUCAAAAACCAUAAUUAGAAGGCUAGUGACUUUUUAUGAAAACAAAACACUAAAAAAAAAAAUUAGUAUGGAAGGAAGUGCGCCGUGUCAUUUGUCCUUCUCCAGUGGCCGUAAACAAGUGUGCCUGAAAUACUUUGCAAGACUUUUCCACACGUCGAUGCUUCCUCCUCUCGAUGUGCUGUGUGAUGGAAUCGUUUUGCGAGGGAAAGCCUUCAUCAGUUCAGACGGCCCCGGGCCCCAUGGCAACCAAACUAUGUUAGCUUUUCUCUUAUGUUUUACAACGUUAUGAUUGUGAAGUUCUCUUACUUCAGGAACAACUUUCAACAUGAAUUGAGAUCUGUGUUUGGGUCAUGUAACUGUAACUGAUAUUUAACCUUAUGGUUUCUUUAAUUUGACUUCAACGUAAUAUGAAAAACAUUUGGCCAAAUAUUGCUUUGGAAGAUUUCUUCUUUUAUUUUCUGUGAAGUUUGUAUGAUGAAUUUGGCAGAUGUGAAGGCAAAUGAAUGUAUAUCUUUGUACAAACCAUUUAGAUCAGAGGACAUGUUAGUUAUGAAAGACACAUGCAAGGAAAAAAAAUAACCUUUUAUAAAUCUUUUUGUAUUAGAACAUUAACAAACGGUAAUUUUUGUAUAUACAAAGGCUAGGCUUUCUGAUUAGCAGAAAGGUAAAACAUUCCUACAUUUUUUUUAAAUGUAUGUCCAUUGAGAAUAAUUAUGUAAACAUAUGCGCAAUGUUUUAUGUGCCUUUUAUUUGGGUUUGUCUAAAUAAAAGAAAACGAUAAAACAUGAUUGUGGACUGUCCAUGCUGAGUCCCACAGAGGAGAGUCGAUAUUUUCCCGAUGAAUCUACGGACUGACCCCCUGCACUCGAGACAACCCCCCCCCCCCCCCCCCCCCCCCCCCCCACCAAGAUCAGGAGAGAUUUCCUCCUCUCCGUUGCUUUUCCUAGCUUUAGUCAAGGAUCGCUGGAAGGUGGUUGCUGAAGUCCCCGCUCCAGACGGAUGUUCCUCCAGACUCCUCCGUGUCUUCAGCGGCUCACUGGCUCACAGUUGGCCUGCUUACAAUGAAAGUGCCUCUGUGACUUCGCUCAUUGGAGUGGAUUGUAGGGGAUUUUGUGCCAAACCAUGGUCUGUAUGUGACGACAAAAACAUUUAGGUGUUUUUUCAUUCUUUAACUAUUAAACUUGCAAAAUGUUC
Molecule: messenger RNA, 7020 nt
Organism: Eleginops maclovinus (Patagonian blennie)
Lineage: Eukaryota; Metazoa; Chordata; Actinopteri; Perciformes; Eleginopidae
Product: vascular endothelial zinc finger 1-like
Exons: 7
Coding region: 54-1670 (538 amino acids)
Biological process (GO): transcription initiation at RNA polymerase II promoter; regulation of transcription by RNA polymerase II
Cellular component (GO): transcription factor TFIIA complex; nucleus
Molecular function (GO): DNA-binding transcription factor activity, RNA polymerase II-specific; RNA polymerase II transcription regulatory region sequence-specific DNA binding
Source: RefSeq, a predicted model, not a curated record